Molecule: messenger RNA, 855 nt
Organism: Arabis nemorensis
Lineage: Eukaryota; Viridiplantae; Streptophyta; Magnoliopsida; Brassicales; Brassicaceae
Source: the annotation of a GenBank genome assembly
AUGGAUCUAGAAGAUUGGGAAUUACUCCCCAAACACAACUACAAGGGUCUCGAUCUAGAUCUUGAUCUCGAUCAUGACGAGGCAGCGAUGAAGAUGAUCAGAAACACCGGAAAAAGCUUCGACAUGGAUUACUUCAUCUGCCCAGCACAAGACUCUGUCGAAAAAACAGAGCUUCAUCGAACAUCGAGCGUGGUCCCUACACAGCUCCUCCAAUUUCCCAUAACCUGGGAACCCGUAUCCACCGUGGACGACACAGAUCACAAGAAGAGCCCGGAUCCGGAUUUCUCGGAGCCAGACCCGGAGCUUUUGACGGACUCUGUUCCGUCUCCGAGACUAACCUUCAAAACAACGAAGGAAAACGAAUUUGCCGACAUGAAAAUAGACCUACCAGCUAGGUUCACAAGUCCUCAGAACAACGAUAAGAAACACUCAGAGUCAGAAGGAGGGUUAGGAGGAGAGUACUAUGAUGAGAUCAUGGGAUCAGAGGUUGAAGAAGAAGGUAGUGACUUGAGGAGCAAGAAAGAGAUUGAUUGGGAUGUAGAUAAUAAGAGCAUAGGUGACGAGAGAUUGAAUCUGUGGAAGAUGCGUCUUAAUGGGAUUGGAGCUAUGUGUUCAUUUGGUGUUGCAGCUGCUGCAGCCACCAUCUGUGUCUUGUUCCUUGGACACAACAAUAACAUAAAAGGUUGUCGGAACAAGAAGCAGAUUCUCAGGUUCCAGAUUUACUCUGAUGAUAAUAAGAGAAUGAAUGAAGUGGUGAAGCAUGCAACAAAGCUAAAUGAAGCAAUCUCUGUGAUGAAAGGUCUUCCGGUGGCAAGAGCUCAGAUAUCUUUUGGUGGAUACUACGAUGGACUUUAA